AAUGGUAAACUACCUUUUCUAGACUGCUUGGUAAGCCGUGACGACAAUUCACUACGGACAACAGUUUACAGGAGACCGACACAUACCGACAGAUUACUGGACGAGUCAUCCUACAACCCGACAUCACACAAAGCCACUACUAUCAGGACUCUUACCCGACGGGCGCAAUUAGUAUGUAAUACGACAGACAGCUUAUCCGACGAGAACAAGUACCUUAACCGUGUUUUUCAAAGAACAAUUACAACUUCAUCCAACGUAACACUCACAGACCUACUACUACUACCGAAGCUAACGACAAGGCAACUCCUACGACCACAGCUACUAUACCAUAUAUAA
Molecule: messenger RNA, 336 nt
Organism: Pocillopora meandrina
Lineage: Eukaryota; Metazoa; Cnidaria; Anthozoa; Scleractinia; Pocilloporidae
Source: the annotation of a GenBank genome assembly